AUGUGGUUUGUGAGGGUUUGUGAAGGCCUUGUGAAAUUGGCGAAAAAAAUUGGAUUUUUUUCCAUCUUGGAAAGUCUUAAAUAGCAAGGUGAGGUGUAUUUUAUUAUCUUUAAAAAGAAAUGACCACUGUAAAUGAAAUUAAUCUCGAAAAUUUGUGUUGAAUAGACCGGUUAACAUGGUUAAGGCGACUUGUUUUGUGAAUGCAAACAAAUGACUCGUGAGCUGUCGUCUGAAAUAUAAAUUGUCUGAGAAAAUCUAGGCGAAUUUGAAAUAUUGUUUUCCAAAGUAAAUGCUCUGCUUUAUUUAACAAGAAUGUAAGAUUUACAUUUUAGCAUGGCUGAGUAUAAAGUUGACCAGUAAAAUUAUUAAAUUGCAUGAUGGUACGUGUGUAAUACUUCAGUAGUACAACUUGGUGGAACUUAGUGGAGCAAUUCACAUAAUUGGACAUUGCAUCAGUCAGAAACCUGAAAAUCUGUUGUGCAUGCGUUUUCAUUACUGAAAUGUCUUCAGUUUACUGGAAUUGCGGAAAGCUAUGAGAGCAUUGCAUGCAUGAGUAAGAACAAAAUUAUUAAUUGAUCUGUCAAUGGCCGUUCAGUUUAUAUGAUAUCUGCAAUCUUUUCUUUUAUUUCAAUUAAUAUUUAUCAAGGAACAUCCAAUUUAGCAGAGCUAGUUUAAAUGGAGCCCCAAAGGAUUGAUGGCACCGGAGCCAUGUUGUUUUGUCUCUAGUGGGAGGGGAGGGAGAACUUGCCAAGUUCUUCAUUGUCUUGCCUAUAAUGCAGGGAUAUCUUUGGUUGUCACAGGAGAAUCCUCGUUCCUUGUUGCCUCAUUAGCAUAUGCUAUUUAUUCUCUGACAGAAGCAUAUAACCAUAAAAAAUCCCGAAAUCAAAAAUUUCAAACCUAAAAAAAUCCUUUGAUCUUCCUGCUAGCAGAGGUCUCAUGCCUCAUCGUCAGAGACCUCUCUGCGAGCAUGGAACCUUCGAUCAUCCCUGUCACUUGAAAUCCAAAGUAACCCCUGGGGUGUCGGUAUUAAGCGGGCAUCCAUAAAGUAGGGUUUGACUGUAUUAUUGUUAUUAUUUUUUUUGCUGCAGAGUGAGACCAAAAGUGUAUUUAAUUUGUAAGUAUAAGUACCGUAAAAUUCUGAAAAUAAGCCUCUCAAACUCAUAAUGCAAAAAACCCUCCGUUAAAUCGUCCCUUCAAAUAUAGCCCCCUGGGGCCUUGUACUUGGAAAUUGCCCUUAAAUACAAAGUAAAACAAAGCAAAAACGGUAAAUUUACUUCCAACUAUAAGGCUAGCCCAAUCGAUUUUGAAAUGCAAAUUUCCCUCCAUAGAUAAACCCCUCCGAAUAUAAGCCCCUCCAAAAAUAAGCCCCUCAAAAAGGGCCUUUGAAAAAUAUAAGCCCCAGGGCUUAUUUUCAGAAUUUUACGGCAUAUGUUCAGGCCAUUUCAAAGGAUUGUAGAAACAACAGGGUCUGAUCAGGACCAUCAUAGAGCCCUAUGAAUUUGCUUUGCUUAGUACGUCAUUUAUUUUUGUCUUCUAGCUGAUCAGUGUUUUUAUUUUUUUUUUUUUAUCCAGAGGUUAAGUAAAGCCAAAAGUGCCAGCAAUCAUUUUUCUACUGCUAUAAAAUCUUACAGUUCAAGUAUAUCAAAAUAUCUGUCCCUUGCUUAAAUUUUAUUCUACUAUGGCAGCUGUAGGAGACAUCAUUGCUGAUUCUGAAAACACGACCAACUUGAUCAUCAACUACAUUCCACAAAGUUACAGUGAUGCAGAAUUUAAGGCUCUGUUUCAACAAAUUGGCCCGACCAAAUCCUGUAAGAUUUGCAGACACAAAGCAACUGGGUACAGCUAUGGCUUCGGGUUUGUGGAAUACUUCACCCCUGAACAUGCUCAGUCAGCCAUAGACAAACUCAAUGGCUUUCAAAUAGAAAACAAGUUCAUAAAGGUUGCUUUGUCAAGAAAAGGAGGGGAGAAGAUCAAAGGCGCAAACCUUUAUGUUCGGAAUAUUCCAAAAACGUGGACUGCUGAAGAUCUGAAGGUACUAUUCACUCCCUAUGGCAAUAUCGUCAACAGCAAGAUCUUGACAGAACCAAUGACCGGUGCAUCAAAGGGUGUGGGCUUUAUUCUUUACGAUUUGAAGUCAGAGGCUGAAGCUGCCAUUGCAGCUGUAAAUAACACUAUGCCUUCUGGAGCAACAGAGAUAAUGUACGUUCGUUUUGCUGAUGACAAUACUUCUAAACUGAAGCCACCACCUGGAGCUACUCCUAGCAUGCCUCAGAGACCAAGUUUCAAUCUUGGUCCUCAACAGCAGCAAGGGGCAAUUGGACCCAUGGGACAGGCUAUGAUGAAUCGUCGUGCCAACCGAUUCAAUCCCAUGUUCGGAGGAUCCCAGAUUCCUCCCCCAUCUGGGUUUGCCCCAAUGUCAUACUCUGGGGGUGGUGGCAGUGGCGUUACUUUGUUUGUUUACAACAUUGGUACCAAGGCAACUGAAGCUGCAGUUUAUAGACUCUUUGCACCAUAUGGUGAAAUAAAGAAGAUAAAUGUGAUGUGGGAUUGGGAAAGAGGACAGUGCAAAGGAUUUUGCUUUGUUACCAUGGGUACGAUUCAGGAAGCUCAAAAUGCUAUUCAUGCACUAAAUGGCUUUACGUAUGACCAGCAACCUCUGCAAGUAAAGCUGAAAACACCAAAGAUGUGAUCAAAUUCACCUUCCUUUGUGCUAUGUGGCACAGUGCAACACAUUAAUUUCCUAGUUUAAAAAAACACACUGUAUUUAUUUUGUAGUGUUUUUCCUUCCGAUAAUAUUUUUUACCUGUAUAGUUACUGUUUCAGCAAACGAACAAUAUUUCUGACAUCAUCAAAAUCUGCAUGCCAUGUGGUACAAAAUUUUUGCAGAUAAUCAAGUUUUGGUGUUUUGUGGGAAGAGUGGUUUUUCUCACCGGAGAUUUAAUUUUUGCUAUUUUUUAGAAAGCCACAUUCACGUGGACUGAUAACAUUUUAAUGUUAAUUAAGCAAACACCAUUUUUUUGGUAUGUACAGUGGAGUUGAUUUCUGGGAAAAUGUUUGUGGUAUUUUUUUUGUGUGGGAAGUUCUUUUGUAGAUUAUGGGG
Porites lobata is the source of this 3100-nucleotide messenger RNA. Lineage: Eukaryota; Metazoa; Cnidaria; Anthozoa; Scleractinia; Poritidae. The record is from the annotation of a GenBank genome assembly.